AUGGCCACAACAACCGCCACUGUCAACUCGCAAGAGCCCUCCGACGACGAGAUCGCCGCCACACAGCAAUCUAUGCUCGAAGAACUGCACGCAAUCAGCGAAGAGGUGCUCGCCAACAAGCCAAUGGGUGGCGAUGCUUCCUCGUGCGAAACCGGGACUGUCAUGGAGUCUGGCCUUGCCGAAAAGGAACGCAGUGAGCCAGCGGACCAACAGAUCUCGGACGGCGGGCCUGCGAGACAAGAAGAAUCAGGACCGUCCGCUGCGGGAAAGGCGACCAAUGACGACACAUGUCCAGCACCGCAAGUCGAUGAAAUGGAUGUCCGCGCCGAAGCAGCUCCGGCAGUGCACCUCGUCACCGAUGUCGUCAGAUCGGAGUCCUCAUCGACCGCGGCGUCUCAGACGACAGACGUAGACGGAAAGAUUCAGGGAGGAACAGAGGCUUCUGCUGCACCCUCACCAAUGGAGGCCGAGGCAACAAUCGUUGCGGUCGCAGAUGUGGAAACAUCGCUUUCGGCGCGACUCAGCUUGAAGGGCCCAGUACAUCCUCCAACGGAUUUCGAUGCAGCGACGGCCACUGAGCUGGCGGAUGCGCAGACGGUCUGUGACCAGGCCGACGCCUCGCUCGAGUUCGACCAUUCCGACUUGUUCGAUGGCAUCGAGGCAGAUGCUUUUGAUAAUAUCGAGCUCAGUCCACCUACGCGCAGACGGGCGUCUCUGCCUUCCAUAGAUGGAAUCAUCAGCAACGGACAUCAAAGUGUGCCACCAUCGCCGACACGAACGCGGGCUUCGAUGUCAUCCCAGAUGCCAGCAGAUGCGGAGUUCGACUAUGACAUGGACCAUGCCGCAAACAAAGAGUCCGAGCAAAUACCGCAAGCUAGUCAGAUGGCAUCUUUCCUCGACCCCGGCUUCCUCGGCUUUCAAACAGGACAUAAAAAGCAGGUCAAGCUAAGCGAGAAGGGGCUGCAAGCUGCGCGCAAGCUUAUGCUUGACCUCGAACAGACGACGGACUUGCUGCCGCCAUCGCAAGCUUCCUCGUCAGCACAGACGCGGGCACUUGCAACGGCGUCGAAUGCCGUGGCAUCUGGGCAAGCGAGCAAUGGACGAGAUGUCCUGCCAACGAUCGAGCGCACUCCAUUGCAGGAGAUCCUCCCGAAGCAGAGCAGUGUUGCUACAAAUGGAACUGAACGGCACCCAUUCGAUACCAAAGGCAAGCCGGUCACGACAUUGGCAGUGCCAGCACUGCAAGGUGCGAUGGCCGGCCAAGUCCUGCAGCCAAGCUUUGCGACGCCAAAACCAAUACGAAGUACCAUCCUCAGCAGCGCUGUGGGCUUGUCGAGUCCAAUGCGAACUCCAGCUGCCGUAUCUGGCUCGCGGUUUUCCACACCACAGCCCACUAAGCGCAUCUCGCUUGGGGUGCUACCAAGGGCGGAGUCCAGCGGAAGCAGCACGGGCAAGAAGAGGACUUUGCCCAAAUUCGUUACGCCGUUCAAAGCGGGCAAGCGUCCGCGCGCCGAAGAUCCGCAAGAUCUGGCCUCGCCAUCUCGCAGCCUACCGAGAGCUGGCGAUCGUGAUACUACCAAGGCGUCUCCUUUGCCAGCUCGGCAAUAUCCCUCUACCCGAAAGGUGCUUACACAUUCCUUGCAAGGUCCCGCUGUGUUUCGUAUGCAGUAUGACGGCCCACGUCACAGACUGGCAGACGUUGGACGACCAGAGUACUACUCAGCGAUGCAGAUGAUCGCCAAAGGCGUGCCGGACGAGAUUGUAGUCAUCCUCAACGAUGCAUCCAAGGCGGCUCAGUAUGCAUUCGAGAGCUCAGACGGCACGCUGCUCACGCAACAUGUGGCCCUCGAAGAACUGCUCGCGAGGGGGUGUUCCGCUGCCAAGCUUCCGUGGGUGCAGAACCACUGGACAUUGAUUCUGUGGAAGCUUGCAGCGCUGGUCCGCCUCGAGCCGAGCAGUGCACCUGAGCGCUGGAGCUGGGACGAGCUCAUUCGUCAGCUCCUGUACCGCUACGAGCGCGAAGUCCAUCUGGCGCAGCGCUCGUGCCUCAAGCGGAUCCAGGAGCACGACUCUUCUGCAGCGAGGCCGAUGGUGCUGCUGGUGUCGAAGAUCUUCGAAGAGGAGACUGAGGUCCAGGAUCGAUCAGGCGCAAUCGUUCCUCGCAAAAGCACGAUCCUCGAGCUCUCCGAUGGUUGGUACCGCAUCCAGGCUCAAAUCGACGCUACAUUGACCUGUGCGUGCCAACGUGGUCGACUGCGCAUCGGUCAGAAGCUGGCCGUCACGGGGGCGACGCUCGAUGCAGUAGGCGACGGCAACGAGGUUCUCGCGGCUUAUCACAUGACGAGCCUUAUCCUGGCCGCGAACUCGGUAUCGCUGGCACGAUGGGACGCUAAGCUCGGAUUCUCGGCCACGCCAUUCUGCGCCAGCCUGCGCAGUCUUACGCCGGGAGGAGGGCUUGUAUCUCUUAUGGAUGUUGUGCUCACCAGGGUCCACCCUCUCGCCUACAUGGAUGCCGACCGCGCCAACUUCAAUCCGAGCGCAGCCCGCGGCGAGCAGGAAGAAGAGGAGGCUCGCGAGGCUUGGGUCAAGAAACGCGAAGAUGCUGUUCAGCAACUUCAGCUUCAGGCAGAGUCCGACAACGGACGGCUGUACGAUCUUGUCGAGGCGCUGAGCGAUUUACUUGGCGACAGCUUCUUGCCUUCUGUACCAGACGAUCCAACCGGGCACUUGAUGGCAGUGGCAAAUCAGCUGUUCGAUCAGCUCAGGGCGCAGCCGAAUCCGGCUUCAGCGGUCAAUCAGUUGGUCGUCGCGGCAGGGCACACAAGUCUUGUCCCGUGGCUGCACAAUCUGGCCAAGGGCGCAAUCCUGGCAGGUGAGGGGAUGGGCGGGUCGAGACUGAGCGAGGACCUGGACAAGCUAUGUCCGCCACGCAAGGUGCGCGAGUUCCGAGUCGUCAAGUUCAGAGACGCUCGUCUCCCGCCACCACCUCCAGCAGCAGCGCAGCAGUCGAACGGCAACGGUGCGGGACCAAAGAAGAAGAAUCCAUACGCUCGUGAGGUGCUGCUCACCGUCUACGACGCAGGCAAGCUAGGCGACGAGCUGCGAGAAGGCAGACGCUUCUUGGUCACCAACCUCAUGCCCUCGGAAAGAUCGGCUUGGCGGAAAGCGGACGAAGCAGCCGACAUCUCCCUCUGCACAAGGCGCGAUACCAAGUGGCGGCCUUUGUCGUGA
This is a messenger RNA of Kalmanozyma brasiliensis GHG001, 3231 nucleotides long. Its product is annotated as BRCA2, oligonucleotide/oligosaccharide-binding 1. NCBI's taxonomy places the organism in Eukaryota, Fungi, Basidiomycota, Ustilaginomycetes, Ustilaginales. The record is from RefSeq and is a predicted model, not a curated record. Gene Ontology annotation, biological process: regulation of DNA-templated transcription; double-strand break repair via homologous recombination. The transcript has a single exon. Bases 1 to 3231 code for a protein of 1076 amino acids.